Nymphalis io (European peacock) is the source of this 4130-nucleotide messenger RNA. RefSeq names its product probable nuclear hormone receptor HR38 (gene Hr38). Gene Ontology annotation, cellular component: nucleus; transcription regulator complex. Lineage: Eukaryota; Metazoa; Arthropoda; Insecta; Lepidoptera; Nymphalidae. Gene Ontology annotation, molecular function: nuclear receptor activity; RNA polymerase II cis-regulatory region sequence-specific DNA binding; zinc ion binding. The transcript is spliced from 4 exons. The record is from RefSeq and is a predicted model, not a curated record. Gene Ontology annotation, biological process: regulation of transcription by RNA polymerase II; cellular response to corticotropin-releasing hormone stimulus. The coding region runs from base 247 to 2112 and encodes 621 amino acids.
GUUCGGGCGGGCGGCGAGGCACGAGGCGGCGGGCGGGCUGUGGGAGGUACCGUUAGUGACGUCACUAUUGUGACGUCCCAGUCGUGACGUCAGACAGCGCGAUAUAGCCACCAGCCUCGGCGGCGGCGGCCUCAGUAUCGCACCGCCCGUCCGCCAGCGCGUACUUCCGCGCGCUCCUUCGCGACUAUCUACUACCGACUGACUGUGAGUGAGUGCGCGUGCAGUGAGUGCAAUGUGCUCGGCCGCAUGAGGAUCCUGCUAAGCGAACUAGGACUGUCUGGCGCGUGCCUCGGUCUGACCCUGGAGUCGCGCGCCGCUUCUCUGGAUCCUGACAAGAAAGCGCCAGGGCCGAGCGCCAUUGAGCCGCGCUCGCCAAGCGCUUUCACGUCAACCUCCUCCAGCAUGCUACUGCUGCAAACACACAGCAACUACGGUUCGUCCUUCACUGAUCUACUGUCACCGCAAUAUCAAGAAGACUCUUCUGAAAUUUUAGAAGAAAACUUAGAUCCAUUUCCCGACGUCGAAUUCCAUGCACCUAUUCCACCUGAGGUUAAAUCUCAACGAACGACUCCAGUGAGUGAAACUCCAUCACCUACACUCGGACCAGCAUUACCCAGUUUUGAAGAAACAUAUUCAGUUCGCUAUCCGAAACAAGAAAUGGCUGAAUUCGGAUUAAAAAUGGAUGAAGACUGCUACAAUGUUAGCGCAUAUUCUCACCAAGGACAUACAUCAACUCAGUUGCUAUAUCAAUAUCAUCAACCAACUUUACCGUAUGUACCAUCACCUUACUACGCACAGGCCCAGCCGUGCUCUCCAACAUUUGAUACUGGUGGAGUUACUAAUACUCAAGAUUCAUAUUCAUUGCCACCUUUUCCAAGUUCGGUGGAUUUGCAUAUUACCACUGACCAAAAUAGGCAACGGAGGUCAUCGCUACCAGUUCAAAGAUCGGAAUCUAGUAGUUCUAAUGAAAGUCCUAAACUACAUGGUAGUAGAGUUCACUGUAUGCAAGCUUCGGCACCAAGCUCUGCAUCUAGCUCACCUGGCGGACCACAACAAGAAAAUACUGCAUCACGAGCUGCGCCACCAUCCCCAAGUCAACUUUGUGCCGUUUGCGGAGAUACGGCUGCAUGUCAACAUUACGGCGUAAGAACUUGUGAAGGAUGUAAAGGAUUUUUUAAAAGAACUGUACAAAAAGGUUCUAAAUAUGUAUGCUUAGCUGAGAAAUCUUGUCCAGUUGAUAAAAGAAGAAGAAACCGAUGUCAAUUUUGCAGAUUUCAAAAGUGUCUUGCCGUGGGCAUGGUUAAAGAAGUAGUACGAACUGAUUCAUUAAAAGGAAGACGGGGUAGAUUACCGUCUAAACCGAAAUGCCCACAAGAAUCCCCUCCAAGUCCACCAAUUUCUUUAAUAACUGCCCUAGUCAGAGCCCAUGUUGAUACGUCCCCUGAUUUUGCCAAUCUCGAUUAUUCACAAUAUAGGGAACCAAAUCCUAUGGAACCACCUAUUUCAGAUUUGGAAGUAAUUCAGCAAUUUUAUUCGUUACUGACAACGUCAAUUGAUAUGAUUAAAGUUUUUGCUGAAAAAGUACCCGGAUAUGGCGAUCUAUGUCCCGAGGACCGUGAACAAUUGUUUGCUUCGGCACGACUUGAAUUAUUUGUGUUACGCCUUGCAUACCGCACACGUCCUGAAGACACGAAGCUAACUUUCUGCAAUGGACUGGUUCUUGAUAAAAGACAAUGUCAACGAUCUUUUGGAGACUGGUUGCACGCUGUGCUUGAUUUUAGUAACACCCUGCAUUCGAUGGAUAUAGAUAUCUCUACCUUCGCCUGUCUGUGUGCACUAACACUAAUAACAGAGCGACAUGGCUUAAAGGAGCCUCAUCGGGUUGAGCAACUUCAGAUGAAAAUAAUUGGAUGUCUGCGCGCCCAUAUGCCAGGCGGCGGAAGCACGAACGCAGCCGGUGCCCCACACUUCAGUCGUGUCCUUGGAGCACUGCCCGAGUUGCGAUCACUUUCCGUGCAAGGUCUUCAGCGCAUCUUUUAUCUGAAGCUAGAGGACUUAGUGCCGGCGCCUCCUCUUAUUGAGAACAUGUUCCGCGCCAGCCUACCAUUCUAGGCGCCACGCACGCUUUCCCUGCAAUUACAUCCUGAGGACCACUCCCGCCUUCUACGCAUUCUCUUCUAGAGCCGACUCCAUUAUUUUUAUAAGUGUUUACUUAGAUUAAAAAUAUUUUUCUAGAGAUUAGUAGAACUCUACAGGAUACGAUCUCCACGGAAUCGGUUUAUGCUUAUUGUAUGAAAUUAUGAAUAAUAUUAUUAAUUAGUUGUAAGUAAGAUAAAUAAUCUUACCGCGUAAGUCCUAAUAUAUUGGGCACUUAUAGUUAAGCUUAAUUUAUUAUAAAUGUAUAUUUGUGUGUGAUUCCGUUUUAUCUUAUAAAGGUAUCUAUUUAGUAGUCUGCAUUUAAGUUACCGUUCGUAAUCAAUGGCAUCUCGUCGUACAAAUAUUCCUACGUUAUUUACUUGUGUAUUAUUAAAUAAGAAAAAUCUAGUCACAUGACUUACAAAUGUUAAAAAUUUGGCUCGUAAACACCGAAUUUUAUAGAAAAUUUAUGAAUAAUUAAGGUAUUUGUUGAUAUCUAAAUAAGUGUGGUGAGAAUGAAAGAAAUGAGGAUUUGAAAACCUCGCUGACCGCGCUCGGCGCUCCCGCUCCGUGCGUAUAUUACGCGAGUGUUUAGUGUCGAACCAGACCGCAGAUGGCAGUUACCUUUUAGUCUUAAAUUAUUUUAUAACUAUUUCAUAGAAUGUUAAUGUGAAUUGUUAAAAUAAAAAUAUACAUAUAAAGUAAGAGAAAAAGUUCAGCAUUUCUAUUAUAGACUCUCAACUCCAACGUGUCUUAAAGAGUACCUUUUUAGAUAUGUAGCAUAUAAAUUCCCUUGUGUAAUUGAUAUUCUUAAAAUUAAAACUGUAGAUGUAGUACCCUAAACAUAUCAAUGUACUUAUUGAGAAUAUUAAUAGAGUGUGCGCGUAAGUAAAUGAAACUGACUUAAUUUUUUCGUUUAAGACUUAUGUUUAUUCUGUCUCUGCACGCAUAAAUACUAAUUCGACACAUAAGCUGCUGGAAAAACAUUUUAGUCUUUAAAGGUAUAAUAACCCAAAAACCAAUUUAAAAAAUUAAUAAAAUACCAUAAUUGUUAUAACAUCUAUAUUAAUAGUAAAUACGUUGAAUAUUUUCGCCCCAGCUUCAAAAUAUUUAUUUAUUUACAAAUUUAAAUAUAACGCUAUAACAAAGUUAUACGUUAUAAUUUAAAUUAAAUAAAUACAUUUUGAAUAGAUAAAUAAUGAAAUUUUAAAAUUAUAAUAAACAUUUUUUACGAAAGGGAUUAGUAAGUUGUAGGUUUAACGUUGUUAGGAUAAAAAAGAAUGCGUGAUAAUUUUAUAUACUAUAUUAUUUUGUACUUAUAUAUUUAUAUAUAUAUAUAUAUAUAUAUAUAUCUUGUAAACAAUGCAUAUGCUGAACUUUUUGCUCGAAAAUCAAUGCUCCUUUAUAUGUAUUAGUUAAUUUUAUAGAUUUAUAAGAAUAAUUAACUUUUUUUUUCUUUCGUAAAAUAUUGUGACGCCACUACUGUUAAACCCAUCAAACUGUACGAAUCAGAUGCCUACCUACUUAUAUAAAAGAAAGACAUAUAUUUAAAUUAAUAAAAUGCAUUCAAACUUGAUAUACGAAAACGUAUCACGCGACCUUUCCUAGCUUUUGCGAAAAACUUGGUUGUGCUUUCAUAUCAUAACAAAACAUUUACAAAACUAGCAAUAAGUAUUUUUAUGGCAAAUAUCAUAAAAUAAUAAUACUAUAAGACAAAAUACAAAUUAUAUAAAACUUUAUAAAUUUUUGAAAUACAUUCCGAAAGUCAUUUAUUAUUAAUUUAGAUUCAUCAAAUAAAUAUGAAAGUGUUGUUUCGUUAAUAUUUUUAAGAAUAUAAUACUAAAAAAUGUUUAAUCGUUCAGUCACAAUCACAUCAUGAAGUAGGUAAGCUCUGAAUUAACAAAGUAUUCAUUAAUUUCGAAGUAAACAUAGAUCAUUUAGACUUACAUUUCUAAAUAUUGUAAGCGUUCAAUAAACUUCCGAUUUUAAAUGCA